AGCAGGCAAGGAAGCCGGGCGCUUAGAGUCCCCUGGCUCACUCUCUCUCCUGCCUGUGUCUGCGGGGCGAGAGUGGGGCUGGUGCUGGUUCUGGUGCUGCUGCUGCUGGCUUUGCCCGGGGGAUGGAGCCUUGGAAGCAGUGCGCGGAGUGGCUGAUCGCCUGCCGGGUGCUGCCGGCCCAUCACCGGGUGACCUGGGAGGCGGCGCAGGUGUUCGACUUGGCCCAGACCCUCCGCGAUGGGGUCCUCCUCUGCCAGCUCCUCAACAACCUCAGGCCCCACGCCAUCAACCUCAAGGAGAUCAACCUCAGGCCACAGAUGUCCCAGUUUCUCUGUUUGAAGAAUAUCAGAACAUUCCUUUCAGCCUGUUGUGAAACAUUUGGGAUGAAGAAGAGUGAACUUUUUGAAGCAUUUGACUUGUUUGAUGUCCGUGAUUUUGGAAAGGUUAUUGAAACAUUAUCCAAGCUUUCUCGCACUCCUGUUGCAAUAGCUGCUGGCAUAAGGCCAUUUCCUACAGAAGAGAGUGUGAAUGAUGAAGACAUUUACAAAGGCCUUCCAGAUUUAAUAGAUGAAACUGGUGUAGAUGAAGAUGAAGAUCUUUAUGAUUGUGUUUAUGGGGAAGAUGAAGGUGGAGAAGUUUAUGAAGACCUAAUGAAAGCUGAAGCCGCCCAUCAGCCUAAAUGUCCUGAAAAUGACAUAAGAAGCUGCUGCCUUUCUGAAAUAAAACAGACUGAAGAGAAGUACACAGAAACUUUGGAGUCUAUUGAAAAGUUUUUUAUGGUUCCACUGAAGAGGUUUCUAACAACAUCUGAAUUUGAGACUGUGUUCAUCAACAUUCCUGAUUUGGUGAAAAUUCACAGAAGUUUAACACAUGAUAUUCAUGAGUCCAUUGUAAACAAAAGUGAUCAGAACCUGUAUCAAGUUUUUAUUAGCUACAAAGAAAGGUUGGUUAUUUAUGGGCAGUACUGCAGCCACGUAGAGACAGCCAUAUCUUGUUUAGACAAUAUCUCGAAGACAAAAGAAGAUGUUAAAUUGAAACUGGAGGAAUGUUCCAAAAGAGCCAAUAAUGGGAAGUUUACUCUGAGGGAUCUUCUUGUGGUUCCCAUGCAGCGAGUCCUGAAAUACCAUCUACUCCUCCAGUUCUCAGCAAUCUUUAAAUAUUUAAUGCAGUUUCUACAUUUUCAGAACCAAUCACUGUUACUCUAUGGAAGACCACAGGGUGAUGGCGAAAUAAGAAUAACAACCCUGGACAAACGGGCGAGGCAAGAUAGGCAUAUCUUCCUUUUUGACCUGGCUGUGAUUGUUUGCAAACGACGAGGUGAUAAUUAUGAAAUGAAGGAUAUAAUUGAUCUUCAGGAAUACAAAAUAACCAACAAUCCCACCACGGAUAAAGAGAAUAAAAAGUGGUCUUAUGGCUUCUACCUCAUCCAUGUACAAGGACAAAACGGGCUAGAACUGUACUGUAAAACAAAAGAUCUGAAGAAAAAGUGGCUUGAGCAGUUUGAAAUGGCAUUGUCCAACAUAAGGCCACGUUAUGCCGAAACAAGUACACAUGACUUCAAAAUGCAUACCUUCAUUCGUGUAACAUCCUGUAAAGUCUGCCAGAUGCUUUUGAGGUAAGUGUGAAAUAGGCUGAAUACUUACACCAAAGUUUGGAAGAACCAUUGUAGUGCCUAUUGAAAAUUGUCUAUCUGGGUAUCCUAUUUUCAAAUUGGCAGGACC
Molecule: messenger RNA, 1721 nt
Organism: Sceloporus undulatus (fence lizard)
Lineage: Eukaryota; Metazoa; Chordata; Lepidosauria; Squamata; Phrynosomatidae
Product: guanine nucleotide exchange factor VAV3-like
Exons: 14
Coding region: 123-1619 (498 amino acids)
Biological process (GO): regulation of GTPase activity; cell migration
Cellular component (GO): plasma membrane; cytoplasm
Molecular function (GO): protein binding; guanyl-nucleotide exchange factor activity
Source: RefSeq, a predicted model, not a curated record